Messenger RNA from Sesamum indicum (sesame), 510 nucleotides. RefSeq lists its product as uncharacterized. Gene Ontology annotation, biological process: response to auxin. NCBI's taxonomy places the organism in Eukaryota, Viridiplantae, Streptophyta, Magnoliopsida, Lamiales, Pedaliaceae. The record is from RefSeq and is a predicted model, not a curated record.
AUGGAAGAAGUCGAAAACGGUCAAAAGAAGCCGAAUUCCAUACUCAAGAAACUGGAGAGGUAUCUAUCCAUCAACAAACGAGCCAAGUCAUCAUCCACAACCACUACCAAAAAGUUCACCAAAAGCCGCUCAUGGAACAGCAACACAGCCAAGGCGACGACCCCAAACGGUUGUUUCUCAGUAUACGUCGGGCCGGAGAAACAAAGGUUCGUGAUCAGGACCGAGUUUGCCAACCACCCUUCAUUCAAGAUGCUGCUUGAGGACGCUGAAAUCGAGUACGGUUUCAAAAACCAAGGCCCUUUACUCCUCCCCUGUGAAGUCGAUCUUUUCUGCAAAGUCCUGGCCGAAAUGGACAGUUGCGGCGAAGACUUUGAUCAGUAUUCUUGCGGGUAUGGCUCCUGCAGCCCUUUCAAUCCCGCCCGUCGUCUUGGUAAGAGCCGCUCGGCUAAAGGCUACCGCUCCUAUGGCCUUCUCACCCCACCACGAUUGCUCAAGAUUAACAACUUUUAA